AUGUGUGAUGCAAGCGAUUUCGCUAUUGGGGCUGUACUUGGCCAACGAGUAGAUAAGAAGCCGGUUGUUAUUUACUACGCAAGCAAAACCCUCUCCGAUGCUCAGUUGAAUUAUACCACAACGGAGAAGGAGUUGCUUGCUGUUGUUUAUGCUUUGGAUAAAUUCCGGUCUUAUAUUUGUGGAAGCAAAGUAAUUGUUUACUCUGAUCAUAGUGCAGUCAGGUAUUUAAUGGAGAAAAAGGAUGCCAAACCGAGACUAAUUCGGUGGGUCCUACUGUUGCAAGAGUUUGAUCUCGAAAUCAGAGACAAGAAGGGGUGUGAAAAUGUAGUUGCUGACCACCUGUCACGACUACCGGUUGAAGUAGAGGAGUUCACACCCGAGAUCAAUGAGCAUUUUCCGGAUGAGUUUAUAAUGGCUGCGAGUUCCGGACCUUGGUAUGCUAACUUUGCAAAUUAUCUUGUUUCAGGUACAAUGCCGGAUGCGUGGAAUAAGCGUAGGAAACAACAAUUCCUGUCACAGGUGAAGAAUUAUAUUUGGGAUGAACCGGACUUAUUCCGAAUUGGUGCUGAUCAGAUUAUUAGAAGAUGUGUGCCCGAGACAGAGUUCUUGGAAGUAUUACAGCAUGCUCAUUCAUCUGCAUGUGGCGGUCACUUUAGCGGACAAAAGACCGGCCAUAAAGUCCUUGAAGCUGGUCUUUAUUGGCCAACCAUGUUUAAAGACGCAUUUGAGUUCGGGGUUCCUCGGGUGAUAAUUAGUGAUGGAGGAUCCCAUUUUAAAAACUUUAAUUUUGGCAAACUCUUAAAACGGUAUGGCGUUGACCAUCGAAUUGCUACACCAUAUCAUCCACAAACGAGUGGACAGGUUGAAGUGUCGAACAGGCAAAUUAAAGAAAUUUUGCAAAAGACGGUGCGAACUGAUCGUAAGGAUUGGUCAUCUAAACUGAAUGACGCUUUAUGGGCAUAUCGCACCGCUUAUAAAACUCCUAUCGGCACUACACCCUAUCGUUUGGUGUAUGGAAAGGGUUGCCAUUUACCCUUAGAGAUUGCACAUCGUGCUUUGUGGGCUGUUAAACAAGUGAAUACUGACUAUUCUGAUGCAGGUGCCCACAGGUUGUUGAAAUUGAGUGAAUUAGAGGAAUUACGCAAUGAGGCAUAUGACACCGCAGCCGCAUACAAGGACAAGAUGAAGGCGGUGCACGAUGCAAAGCUGAGGCGUUUGACGUUUUCGGUAGGUCAAAGAGUUUGGUUAUUUAACUCUCGCCUUAAACUGUUUCCAGGUAAAUUAAGGAGUAAAUGGACCGGACCAUUUGUCAUUACACGAGUCGGACAAUACGGAGAUGUGGAAAUCGAGGAUCCGAAGGAUCAACGAAGACAAGUAGUUAAUGGUCAUCGGUUGAAACCGUAUCUAGACGGUGAUGAUUUGAAUCCGUUACCCGAAGAGGUGAGCUUUCUCGAAGGCGCACCGGAAUACACGACCGACUGA
Helianthus annuus (common sunflower) is the source of this 1482-nucleotide messenger RNA. RefSeq lists its product as uncharacterized. The record is from RefSeq and is a predicted model, not a curated record. Gene Ontology annotation, biological process: DNA integration. The transcript has 2 exons. Bases 1 to 1482 code for a protein of 493 amino acids. Gene Ontology annotation, molecular function: nucleic acid binding. Lineage: Eukaryota; Viridiplantae; Streptophyta; Magnoliopsida; Asterales; Asteraceae.